AUGUCGAAUCAACCCGUCCUCCGCUGUCGCACUACUCAGUGUCCCUUGGGACAAGGACAAUACACUUCCAACUGGAAUCGUCUCCCUCUCACCCUCCAUCGCAUUGCUACCGUUGCUUUGAUCUCCUUGACCGUCCUUCAACUCCAUUCCAGCGAGCGCUCGCUUACCCUGGCCGCCGUGUUUUUGGCAUUGGCGGCUGUAGGAAUCGUGGUUGACAAAUCGUCCUUGUUCUCCUCAGACCGAUCUCCUGCCUCUGCGUCCAAGACCCUUCUCGCCGUGUCGCUCGUCCGAGCGACCAUCUAUGCCUUCACUGGGGAUGUGGCUGCCGCUCAACUCCUCUG
This is a messenger RNA of Acaulospora colombiana, 341 nucleotides long. NCBI's taxonomy places the organism in Eukaryota, Fungi, Glomeromycota, Glomeromycetes, Diversisporales, Acaulosporaceae. The record is from the annotation of a GenBank genome assembly.